Messenger RNA from Pelobates cultripes (western spadefoot toad), 315 nucleotides. The record is from the annotation of a GenBank genome assembly. NCBI's taxonomy places the organism in Eukaryota, Metazoa, Chordata, Amphibia, Anura, Pelobatidae.
AUGGAUGUGGGACGGAGUCAAGAUACUGAAGCGGAUGGCUGCUUAUAUAACAGCCGAGUGACAAUUCCUGACAAAUCGCUAUUUUUCCAUUCUUGUACCGCUUUAAACCCUAAUCUGGAGGAUAUUGCUGAACUACCAGCUCUGCUGUUACACAAUAGGCCAAAUGACCAAGAAACAAAAAGCCGAGAAGCCAUGGCUUCAGAGGACAAUACAGCAGCAGAGUUACGGCAUUUUCUGAGGCAUCUGCUUGUAGCCUUGUUUUCGCUACAGGAUAAAGCUGUUAAAUGGACUCUUUUGUCUCCCCAGACCAGCUAA